AGAAACGUGUCUGGCAGGGUGGGCAGUGCUCUAGCCCAGUGCACACGCGCAUUAUGAAGUACUUAACGCUCUUGGCUGUUCUGCUCUUGGCCACGUUGGCCUUUGUCCAAGCUGGCAAGGUGACCAUCAAGGGCGAGUGCAAAGACUGUAACCACGACCGCACGACAACAACCACCCGCAAGCCUGCAAGCCCCACCCGGGGACAUGGACGCCAGACGACGGCCAAGCCCAAGCCAAAGGCAGCUUCAGGGGGCCGUCAACCAGUGUCAGAUGAGGACGAUUCGGCUGGGGACUGGUCAUUGCACCAGACAGCUGGUGGAUCUCAGCACAUAGGAAGACGCCACAGACGUCAGUGGGAGCCGCGUGGCCAGUACAUCAAUCUUGGCGGAGCCAGCGGCGGAGGGUGGACAGGAGACGGCCGAGUGACUACCAUCGAUUCUCGGGGCUAUCCAGGAACCCUUGUGCGCAACAAUGACUGCGUCGGUUGCAACAUUCGCGGCUGAACCGUUGCGGAAGGGGGAGGGGGAUGGCUACAAAAAAGUUGAUCUGAAUAAUUAAAUAAAGGCUAGACAGCUGUGCGCUUCGUGGAAAACCCA
This is a messenger RNA of Drosophila obscura, 596 nucleotides long. RefSeq lists its product as uncharacterized. The transcript is spliced from 2 exons. Lineage: Eukaryota; Metazoa; Arthropoda; Insecta; Diptera; Drosophilidae. Gene Ontology annotation, biological process: defense response. Bases 54 to 503 code for a protein of 149 amino acids. The record is from RefSeq and is a predicted model, not a curated record.